AUGAGAAGCCCCAGGCCGCACAGCGAGGCCGUUACAGACACAGAUACGGAGGAGGGCGUGCAGCGAUCGACGAAGGGCGGACUUGGGGGCGCAACAGCGGACUUUGCAUGGCACUCCACGGGCAGGGUGGCGCUCGCGGGCGGUGGAGGUGCGGUCAGGGAGGGCUGGGCGCAGGGUGAGGGCGCUGGCGGUGGUGCUCUGCUUGCGCAGACGGCCUUGGUGAUGGAGACAGAGGCAGAGGUGUGGAGGGCAAGCGUCCAAUUGGGAGAGGCGAGGUUCAGGGUCUUGGUCGUUCCCAAAGCACACAACUGCUGGGGCAGCGUCCUGUGUCGAGUGCAAGAGCAAUGGACGCAUGCACCAGCGUAUGGCCACACAACCCAUCGCCAGCGUGCCCUUCUGUCCACAGCACCGCCAAAAACUGCACUCCCACCACCCACGGCAGACAUGAAACUACGACAGCCCGGGCCUCCUCACGGCAGUCCAUCGCGGCCGGGCAGCGGCCGAGCAGCAGGCGAUCCGGCCGCGUCGAGCACGCUCCCACCGCAGAUCGAACACGCCUUCAGCUUCUUGUCCAGCACUACUCCCACCAGCACUACCCGUCGCGAGCUGGAUUGGCCCAUCGUUCGCCGGAGACCAGGCCCGGCUCCGCUGCACGCGCUGCUGCUUGCGAUGCCCAGGGCGUGA
Molecule: messenger RNA, 684 nt
Organism: Mytilinidion resinicola
Lineage: Eukaryota; Fungi; Ascomycota; Dothideomycetes; Mytilinidiales; Mytilinidiaceae
Exons: 2
Coding region: 1-684 (227 amino acids)
Source: RefSeq, a predicted model, not a curated record